Messenger RNA from Ylistrum balloti, 1854 nucleotides. RefSeq names its product lambda-crystallin homolog. The record is from RefSeq and is a predicted model, not a curated record. Gene Ontology annotation, molecular function: oxidoreductase activity, acting on the CH-OH group of donors, NAD or NADP as acceptor; NAD+ binding. The coding region runs from base 6 to 977 and encodes 323 amino acids. Gene Ontology annotation, biological process: fatty acid metabolic process. NCBI's taxonomy places the organism in Eukaryota, Metazoa, Mollusca, Bivalvia, Pectinida, Pectinidae. The transcript has 6 exons.
GAAGCAUGGCAGCCACACCAGGAAACAAACUUGGCAAAAUUGCAAUCGUUGGCAGUGGCCUUAUUGGACAGAACUGGUCCAUGAUAUUCGCUGGCGCAGGUUAUAAUGUGACUGUGUUCGAUGUUGAUCCUGACCAACUUACACGUGCACAAACAAGCUUAAAAAAUACGAUGGAACAGUAUGAACGGGAUGGUUACCUGCGAGGAAAAUUGACAGCUGCUCAGCAGAUGUCUUUAGUUUCUACAAGUAGUUCAUUAUCUGAAUGUCUGAAAGAUUCAUUUUAUGUUCAGGAAUGUGUACCGGAGAAUCUUGAGCUGAAGAAGAAGGUGUUUGCAGAGAUGGAUGCAGUUGCGAGUGAGGACAUGAUCUUGGCUAGUUCCAGCAGCUGUUUGUGUGCAUCCAUGUUUACAGAUGGUCUUUCUCACAAGUCCAACAUGUUAGUGGCACACCCAAUAAACCCACCAUACUUCAUUCCAUUGGUGGAAUUAGUGCCAGCUCCCUGGACCAAUCAGGAUGUUGUUACCAAGGUGCGUGCACUGAUGGAGGAGGUCGGCCAAUCACCAAUAACAUUACGGAGGGAAAGUCUGGGUUUUGCCCUCAACAGAAUACAAUACGCUGCUAUCAACGAAAGUUGGAAUAUGUAUCAGUCUGGACUCCUAAGUGCCGAGGAUAUUGACCGAGUAUGUCACAAUGGACUGGGUCUUCGAUAUGCUUUCAUUGGACCCUUGGAGACCAUGCACCUCAAUGCAAAUGGGAUAACAGAUUACUGUGAUCGAUAUGCUGAGGGAGCGUACAAUGUACAGAAAGAAACAUUUAAACCAGUACCGGUGAUGUAUGACGUGGCAACAGCGCAGAAAGUCCAGGAGGAAUUCAACCAGACCAUCCCAUUGGACAAGCUAGCAGAGAGACGGAGUUGGAGAGACAAACGACUGGCCGAACUAUCAAAGCUCAAGAAGACUUUAGAUGGAGAAAAAUGAUUGAUGGAAAUGAAUGCUUUAAUAAUAACGGACGACUGAAUGAUUGUGUCAAUGAGAGUUUUAUGAAUGGUGUUGGAAUAGUAUAGUAUAUACAAUGAAUGUCAUAUUCAGAAUGAUGAUUAAGUGUUAAUUGCAUGUGAAUGAUUGACUACAUGGUAUAAUCUGAAUGUAAAGGUCAGAGAAUAAAUGUUGAUCUUUUUUUCUAUGUAAAAAUCAGAGAGCAUCCAAAUGAAUUGUAAUGAUUACUUGGCAAUAUUUAAAGACUAGAGAGUAACCAAACAAAUUAAAGAAACAAGAUGAUCUCCGACUGAUUGUUAAAUAGUGGCUGAUGGUUUACAGGGUAUGUGAAAAUGUAGGUAAAGUACUGUCUCAUUUCAACCUACAGAACUAAAUCUCUUUAAUAUGCUAUUGCCAGACUUUUCAUUCUUUUAUUUUUUUUUUUCUUUUUCACAUUUAAAACAUUUAAUGCCUGUUUGUUCAAAUUUAAAAGACACAAAAUCUUGUUCUCAUGCUGUGAAUGAACAAAAAUCGAACUGAAAUAUUUUUUGAUACUUUGAAAUAAAAGUAAAUUGCUUUCAAUCUGAUCAAGUGGAGAAAUUAGAUGGUGCUUGGCCCUCCUGUAAUAGGUCAGCUAGAACUUGUCAGAAUACGAGUAAUUCCAAGAGGCAGUGGAUGUUCAGUGAUGAAUGAUUAUAUGGUAAUCUUUUAAAAUUGUGUAUGUUAAGUUAGUCAGUAUUUUGAUACUCCAUGAAUGUUAUUCAAGAGACAAUACACAAAGUAAAAAUGAAAAAGUUUUUAAUGAUGUUACAAUUAUGAAUAAAUGUUACUGAUAUUAUGAAUUGAUUAAUUUAUUGAUUAUAAUUACAUAUUGUAAUUA